Messenger RNA from Gopherus evgoodei (Goodes thornscrub tortoise), 2074 nucleotides. It is a transcript of the gene FBXW12, whose product is annotated as F-box and WD repeat domain containing 12. The transcript is spliced from 10 exons. Lineage: Eukaryota; Metazoa; Chordata; Testudines; Testudinidae. The record is from RefSeq and is a predicted model, not a curated record. Gene Ontology annotation, molecular function: protein binding. The coding region runs from base 147 to 1556 and encodes 469 amino acids.
AGCACGGCCAACUGACUGCCACCCGCGCUAGCUCCGCCUCUGAGCAGCCGCUGUAGCUGAAGCAGGAAACCGGGUCCGGAAGCAGAAAGACGCGAGGCGCAGGCGUGGAAGCGGCCGGGCUCUUCCCGGCGAGGUGAGGGCUGGAGAUGAGCUGCGAGCUGCUCACGCUAGACUGCCUCGUCCACGUCUUCUCUUACCUGGAGGCACCGGAUCUGCUCCGCGCCGCGCGGGUGAACCAGGCAUGGAACGAAGCCGCAGGCACAACUUCCCUAUGGCGAAGGCUGUGCCUAGAUCGAUGGACCUUUUGCAAUAUUUCCAACCUGACUCCAGGUAUGCAGACAUGGAAACAGUACUAUCUCCACCGCUCCAAACUUGAGCAUGAAAUGGCAUCAGGUCGGCCAUCAGCUGAUUAUAAAUGUUGCCCCAUGAGAGGACAUAAAGGUAAAAUAGUUGGUAUGGCUUAUCUCUCAGACAACGAGCACGUGUUUGGUGGUGGAAAGCUGAGAUCUGUGGUUUGCACUGCAUCUACUGAUGGCACUAUCCGAGCAUGGCAGGUCCAAGAGGGUACACAGAUAUGGUCAAGUCCAUCCCAGGAAGUGCCGUUUAUAAAGGUUAUUACUGUCCCAGAGUACAAACUAGCAAUCAGCACAGACGCCCGUGGAACCAUCAAAGUCUGGCAUGGAGAAAGUGGGGAAGAGCUUGCUGCAUUCUCCACAUCAUCAUCCUCGUCCACUUUGGUUACCUACUCAGUGAACAACAAGCCCUUCCUCACUGCAGCCACUGCAGGAGGUGUUAUCUAUACGCUAGAAGUUCCUAAUCUAAAUCAGGUUUCAUGUAUUACAGCAUUUCAAAACUCUAGCAUUGAUUUAUUACUUUGUUCACCAGACGAGCAAUGGCUAGUUGCUGGUUCUACUGAGAAUGCAGAUACAUCUUCAAAGAUAUUUUAUACAGAUUGCUUGAUUAACCCAGCAGAUGAAUCACCUGCAUCUGGUUCGCUGCCUGUCAACAAUUGUGAUGUAGGCUGCUGGUUACCAAAAGCACCAGCAAGAAUAGCAGUAAUGCACCAAGAUCACAUGUCAGUUCAAAGGAACAUCACAGUGUUUGAUCUAGCGGUCAAAAAGUCUAAAUAUAAAAUGGAAGUUCUAGCUCAACAGGUUGCAAGUUUCACACUACCAGGAAGAACUUGGACCACACCAAUUCUCAUGAAAGGACAUGGAACAGAAACAAUUCUUCUAGGCUGUGGAUCAAAUCUGGAACUAUAUUCAAUUUUUGGGACUCAGUUGGAAGCUUUCCAGCAUCACAACAAUACAAUCACUUCAAUCUGGGUGGAUGCUUUUCGUGUUAUCACAUCAUCUUUGGAUCUCUCACUCCGUGUGUACACAUGGAAAAAAGUCAACAAAAUCUCUUCACUGACAAGUCGCUAUUACUUACUAGGGGGAACCCACAGAUGGUCAAGGGGCUUUAUGGAUGUGGCGUGUGACAACAUCAGCAUUGUAGGUGUGGUGGCUGAAAGUGAUGGAACAAGUAUUUUAAGAGCAUAUUCCUUUAACCUGUAAACAGUUUUGGGUGUUUGCUUAGCAAAGCUUUCUUCUUUUAAGUACAGGGCACUAUGUAGGGAAAACAUAACAUACUGCUAGUUCACCAUAAAGCCUUUAAGGAUGAACAAAGCUGUUCCCUUGGAGCACCCCCAUUUUAAUAGAAGAGAUGCUGAGGAGCACCAUGAAGCUAGGUCCCCUCAGUUGUGGUGGUGAAGUAAAAGUCUGUAGUGGCCAUAAAAAAAUGCUACCACCUCUCUGGCAUAUAAACUUCAGUAUAUCAACCACAAUGUUUACUAGAGGUCAUACCUACGCUGUAUUUUAUCUAGUCUAAUUAUGGAAUUAAAAUAUUCCUUUAAAAAACACUUUAAUUUCAGUAAUGCCAUCACUAUUUAUAUUGUAGCCUUUAGAAUGCAGUACCUCAAUAAGUAAGCCUCGCUUUCCAUUAUGAAAACUGAGGUGCUCUUAUCCUAAAUAAAGAGUCAUACAACAGUUUAAAAUUUAUUGGAUCUGCAACAAGUACAUGGAAAAUACUCAAA